UUGCUUUUUUGAGACUGCAUAGGGUUUGCACAGUUCACGUUUCAGCAUUUUUUUCUGUAAUAUUUUAUUUAAUUACGAUUCUGAAACUGGUGGUAAGUCUGUUCACUGAUCGAAAUGCCAACCGAAUUUUACAAGUCUGAGAUAAAUGGUGAGCUGGCUUCAAUAGAACAACCAGGAACUUUCGAUUCUUUCAAUGAACAGAGGUCAUUUUUACAAUCGCAACAGGCGACAUCUCAGUUUUGUUCAAAAUUGAUCAAAGCAGUCGAAGGAGAUGAUUUGGACGAGGCAAAAAGGUUGUUGGAAGAAGCACGCGACACUACCGGUAGCAUGUGCACAGAGAAAGGGAAACAUUGGUACAGCGCUCUGCACACCGCAGCUAUUAUAGGUAAUGUUGAGGCAGUCAAUCUUCUUCUAAAAUACAAUGCAGACGUAAAUUCCCAGAAUUCGUGGAGAAAGGAAUCCCCGCUACACUUUGCUGCAAUAAAAGGGCAAACGAAAGUUUUGGAAACCCUACUAUCACGAGGCGCUUCGGUUAACUCCGUCAAUGCUUCGGGUUCCACACCUCUACAUCACGCAGCCAGAGAGGGACACGUGGCUGCCACUUGCUCGCUGAUCGUUUCCGGGGCAAAGGUCAAUGCAAAAAACGCAGUACAAGACACACCGCUGCACGAAGCCGUGAUGAACUGCAAGCUGGACACGACUAACAUCCUUAUCAAACAUGGUUGUCGUGUAAACUCUCAAAACUCCUACGGAGAAACCAGUCUCCAUCUUGCAUUGCAAAAUAAACACCUUGCCUUGGUGAAAUUGUUAUUACUAAGCAGCGCCGACCCGUCCAUUCGAAAUAAAGAGAUGAAAUCAGCCUUUGAGCUUGCAGAUGAUUAUGAAUUUUUUAAAGAAUUAAAGGCCUCAAAUGCUACUGUUGUGACGAAGUUGCAGCCCCCGUCACCCACCCCAACACUGCAGCUUCGGCCUAAAACAUCAAAGACGUCGUUAUCAUCAACCCCAAGACCAACUGUGCCCAAGGAAACAACCGUAUGAUCUGCGAAGGUACAUGCGACCUAAACAUUUUACUAUUGGGCGAGUGCUGAAGGACAGCAAUUGGAAAAGAUCAUAUUUGCCCUACUUCAACAAGUAUCUUUGGAUACAAAUAUAUAUAUAUUUUAAGCAGUGAAAGGAUGUUUAUCUAGUUGUACCUCUGAAAUGA
Molecule: messenger RNA, 1204 nt
Organism: Lingula anatina
Lineage: Eukaryota; Metazoa; Brachiopoda; Lingulata; Lingulida; Lingulidae
Biological process (GO): positive regulation of transcription by RNA polymerase II
Cellular component (GO): nucleus
Molecular function (GO): protein binding; transcription cis-regulatory region binding
Source: RefSeq, a predicted model, not a curated record